Messenger RNA from Podospora bellae-mahoneyi, 255 nucleotides. RefSeq lists its product as uncharacterized. Bases 1 to 255 code for a protein of 84 amino acids. Lineage: Eukaryota; Fungi; Ascomycota; Sordariomycetes; Sordariales; Podosporaceae. The record is from RefSeq and is a predicted model, not a curated record. The transcript has 2 exons.
AUGAACCUCGUAUCCUCUAAUGGCAAGUGGAUUGAGAGCUUCCACGCUUUCCGCAUGAGUGAGAAUGGCCUCGAGCAUCCGGUGGCUUAUUGCUUCUAUGCGAUUCUCGAAAGCGAUCGGAAUACCCCUUGGAUUCUCGGGGGCGGAUGGAACUGCAUUGAGAUUAUCAAGAUGGAUGCUGCGGAGUGUUAUGGGGCGAUCAUGCUCGUUUUCGAUGGUGUCAAGAUCGUUUUUGAUGAUGUUAAGACCCACUGA